Messenger RNA from Danio aesculapii, 1917 nucleotides. It is a transcript of the gene kcna10a, whose product is annotated as potassium voltage-gated channel, shaker-related subfamily, member 10a. Gene Ontology annotation, molecular function: protein binding; delayed rectifier potassium channel activity. The transcript has a single exon. The record is from RefSeq and is a predicted model, not a curated record. Gene Ontology annotation, biological process: potassium ion transmembrane transport; protein homooligomerization. Gene Ontology annotation, cellular component: membrane; voltage-gated potassium channel complex. The coding region runs from base 1 to 1707 and encodes 568 amino acids. NCBI's taxonomy places the organism in Eukaryota, Metazoa, Chordata, Actinopteri, Cypriniformes, Danionidae.
AUGACGGUCCAGGCUGGACGGAUAGAGGUGGCACUAGUUGACUUUGAGACUAUGGAGGGCACAGACAUUGGUGUGGACAACUUCAAUGACCCAGACUAUCCCAAUGAAAUGACAACUUUAACAGUAGAAAUGCCAGAUUUUGGGCCUAGCACCACAUACUGCAACUCUGCAAAGGUGUCACCAUUUAAGUCACCACAAAAUUUGAAUAUACCACGAUCACCUGUCCUCCCCUCUCACACAAAGGGAGGACGUGCCAGCUGUGCGAGUCUUAUUUCCAACUGGAAGUUACUUGUGAACAGUGAAGGAACCCAAAGUGAGACGAUCUUCAGUAGACUGACCAAAGAUUGCUACGAGGACUUGUUUAUUGACAAGCGAGCUCUUGAUGAUGGUGAUCAGAAGGUCAUCAUUAACAUUGCUGGUCUUCGCUUUGAAACCCGGCUGAGGACCCUUGACCAGUUCCCGGACACUCUCCUGGGUGACCCUAUGAAAAGAAUGGGCUAUUUUGACCCAAUGAGAAAUGAGUACUUCUUUGACCGCAAUCGCCCAAGCUUCGAUGGGAUCCUUUACUACUAUCAAUCUGGGGGGAAGAUCCGAAGGCCUGCAAAUGUACCUUUGGAUGUUUUUGCAGAUGAGAUCAUCUUCUAUGAGUUGGGACAAGAAGCAAUGGACCAGUUUCGAGAAGAAGAAGGCUUUAUCAAAGAUGUAGAGAUCCCAUUGCCGUCCAAUGAGUUCCACAGGCAGUUCUGGCUGCUAUUCGAAUAUCCUGAGAGCUCAAACGCAGCCCGAGGAGUUGCUCUUGUUUCCAUCUUCGUCAUCGUCAUCUCCAUCAUCAUCUUCUGCAUGGAGACACUCCCAGAAUUUCGAGAAGACCUGGAGAUUUUUCCAACUGCAGGUUUGUCCUUCAACGAGACUCAUCGCUCUGGAUCUCCUCUCCCAAGCUCCACUCCCAAAACCAUCAGCAGCACCUUCUCCGACCCCUUCUUUAUCAUUGAGACGGCCUGCAUCAUCUGGUUCUUCUUUGAGCUCUCAGUGCGUUUCCUGGUUUGCCCCAGCAAGCGGGAGUUUUUCAACAACAUCAUGAACAUGAUUGACAUUGUCUCCAUCGUUCCCUAUUUCGUCACUUUAAUAACUGAGGUUGUGACCACCACCAACAAGUCCAACACGGGGCAGAACAUGUCCCUGGCCAUCCUGCGAAUCAUCAGGCUGGUGCGAGUCUUUAGGAUCUUUAAGCUUUCCAGACACUCCAAAGGGCUGCAGAUUCUCGGCCAGACACUCAAGGCCAGCAUGAGGGAACUGGGGCUACUCAUCUUCUUUCUCUUCAUUGGUGUCAUUCUCUUCUCCAGCGCCAUCUAUUUCGCAGAGGUGGACGAUCCCAACACCCAGUUUGUCAGUAUUCCUGAUGGAUUCUGGUGGGCUGUAGUGACCAUGACCACUGUGGGUUAUGGGGACAUGUGUCCCAUUACAUUAGGUGGUAAGAUCGUGGGCACUCUUUGUGCCAUUGCAGGUGUUUUGACCAUUGCCCUGCCAGUGCCUGUUAUAGUCUCCAAUUUUAACUAUUUUUACCAUAGAGAGACGGAGCAGGAGGAAAAGCAACCCGUAGCUGAGUCAACUGAAAAGGCUUUAAAGUCAGGGAACAAUACAAAACAUGGCAGUAAUUCCUCUCUGAACAAGGUAAACGGGAACUGGCAGACUGAAAAAAGGUGUUAAAGCUCAUAUUAAACGUACACACUUCUUGAGGGAAAAUCUCAUCAAACUUGUCUAGGGCUUAUUUCAAUCAAAAAUCAGCUCACAUUUUAUUUUGAUGGUCCGUUUGUUGAAUUUAAGUUACUUUGCAUCUACAUGCCAACUAGUUCUCAUUAGAUUAUAAGUAGACUGUUAGGUUGGGAUUGGGAUAAGGGUUAGUGUAAAUUUACAUGU